AUGGAGGGGACAAUGCUGACGGAGGGGCAGGAGAAGCCACAGAAGCGGGUGAGGUUCCGAGUGGCUUCUGGGAACAGCGGACGGGUGCUGAAGGAGAUGUUCAAGGAUGAGGGGCCUUCGGACUCCCUGGAGUCAGACUGCACCAGCAGCUCUGACGCUGACAGAGCCAGUACCCCAUCCACAAGUGGAGACUCGCAGGGACACCUGUAUGGAUACAUGGGCUCGGAGCUGGACGACAGCGAGAGCGAGCCCGAUGACCUGCUCAUGUAUGCGGGGGCCACCAAGGACUGGUCGUUCACCACCAAGAGGGUCAACAUACUCAGUAAAAAUGGGACUGUGAGGGGGGUCAAGCACAAAGUCAGCGCAGGUCAGACGCUGUUUGAAAACCUUCCCAAUUGCAGCAGUUUGGAGAUGUUGCUUGAGUUUGGGCGGAUUGUCAUCUACACGACCAGUUUCCGUGUGGUGAGGACGACCUUCGAGCGCUGCGAGCUGGUCAGAAAGAUUUUCCAGAACCACAGGGUAAGGUUUGUGGAGAAGAACAUCGCUCUGAACAGCGAGUAUGGGAAGGAGUUGGAGGAGCGGUGCAAACGUGUGGGAGAACCUCCUUCAUUACCAGUUGUGUUCAUUGAUGGACACUACCUAGGGGGUGCUGAGAAAAUCCUCGGUAUGAAUGAAUCAGGAGAGCUUCAAGAUCUUCUGACCAAAAUCGAGAGGGUACAGCAUCCCCAGACGUGCCAGACCUGUGGGGGCUAUGCCUUCAUCCCAUGCCCAACGUGCCAUGGCAGCAAGAUGUCCAUAUUUCGCAACUGCUUCACGGAUUCCUUCAAAGCCCUCAAGUGCACUUCCUGCAACGAGAACGGUCUGCAGCCGUGUGUGAGCUGCAGCCGGUGAGGACGUAACGUGCCUGACCCUACGUCCUCGCUCACUUCUCUGGGACCUGAGAGAGGACCCUGAACUGGACUGAAACACAGGCAGUGACAUGAAACACAGCAGGUCUC
This is a messenger RNA of Paralichthys olivaceus (Japanese flounder), 998 nucleotides long. It is a transcript of the gene grxcr1a, whose product is annotated as glutaredoxin and cysteine rich domain containing 1 a. Gene Ontology annotation, biological process: sensory perception of sound. NCBI's taxonomy places the organism in Eukaryota, Metazoa, Chordata, Actinopteri, Pleuronectiformes, Paralichthyidae. The record is from RefSeq and is a predicted model, not a curated record.